Molecule: messenger RNA, 2070 nt
Organism: Fragaria vesca subsp. vesca
Lineage: Eukaryota; Viridiplantae; Streptophyta; Magnoliopsida; Rosales; Rosaceae
Product: transcription factor bHLH130-like
Exons: 6
Coding region: 249-1208 (319 amino acids)
Biological process (GO): regulation of transcription by RNA polymerase II
Cellular component (GO): nucleus
Molecular function (GO): protein dimerization activity; DNA-binding transcription factor activity, RNA polymerase II-specific; RNA polymerase II cis-regulatory region sequence-specific DNA binding
Source: RefSeq, a predicted model, not a curated record
CUAAGGUUUGUUGCUCCCUCUCAGUAAGCUCACGCUUAGGUCAAGCUAAGCUAAGGUAAGGUUGCUUCUCCUACAAGAUCUUAUCCCUCCCACUCUUGUGCUUAAAAACCAAGCUGGAGGGAAAGUGAAAAGAAGACAAAGAGAGGCAGAAAUUCCCAGAAUAAUAUUAAGCUACGUGAGCUCAACAUAGUUAUAUCUAUCUAUAAUAGUUCCCCGGCAUUAAAUCGUGGCAAGCAGAGUUGUGUAUAAUGGAUUCAAAUACCCAUCUCAAUCUGGAGCACCAACCCCACCAACCCAACUCUGGGUUGCUCCGGUUUCGCUCUGCUCCCAGCUCACUCUUCGCCGAGAACAACGCCGCCGAUUUGGGCGUCAAUAAGGGAGCUUCCAUCGAGGGUUCUGACUCUGACAGACUGUUCUCGAGAUUCGUGGGUUAUAGUCAUACCAACGACUCGGAAUCGUGGCCGUCGAGCUUCCAGGAGUUUGAGGACAAAUCUACGGUGACGGAGGCGGCUGUGACGGCGAGUCGUAUCAGCUCACAGCAACAGGGGUUUGCUGGUCUUCCGCCUCAUUAUCCGAGACAGAACUCGUUUGGGAGUGGUAAUGGUUCUUAUGGGUUGGUGGGUUCGGCCGCAGUGGAUCAACACCCGCAAACCAAGACCGUUACUUCCAAUCUUGUUCGGCAGAGUAGUUCUCCUGCUGGGCUUUUCUCCAACAACUCUAUUCAAAAUGGAUUCCCAUUUGGAGCCUGGAAUGAUCCAUCAAAUUUUGCUGAGAAUUUAGAUGGCAUGAGAAGAGACCAAGAUACUGACCAGAAGUUAUUCUCUGCUCCUCAGAAUGGUGAUCUUGGGAACCGAGUUCAUAUAUUAUCCCACCACUUGAGUUUACCAAAAAAUUCAGCAGAAGUUGCCAUGGAAAAGUUCCUCCAACUCCAAGAUUCUGUACCUUGCAAAGUUAGAGCAAAGCGAGGUUGUGCCACUCAUCCCCGAAGCAUUGCAGAAAGAGUGAGAAGAACACGGAUUAGUGAACGGAUGAGGAAACUACAAGAGCUUGUGCCAAACAUGGACAAGCAAACAAAUACGGCAGACAUGUUAGACUUGGCUGUUGAUUAUAUUAAAGAACUUCAGAAACAGUUCAAGAGUCUGAGCGAUGUUCGAGCCAACUGCAAGUGUUUGAGUAUGCAGAAGCCGGUUCAAAAUCAGAUAGUUUGAUGCUUUUCUGUACAGGGAUGGAGAAGUAGUGGAUGAAAACCUCAUGUUAAACCCUUUCGGCUAUGCCAUGAACAGUAAGUAGAAACUAGUUAAGGAGCUAAAUCGAAAGCGAGAUCGAGCAGUGAUGUAGAAAGUGGCUCUAAGAUGUUGCUGUACUUUUUGGUGGGGAUGUGAUGUAGAAGGCUGGUAGAGUCUGCACCACAACAUCUGAGGGGACCAGGUCUUGGUAUAAUGGUACAAGUUAACAAGCUAGGUUUCCUAUUACACAAAAAAUGAAUAAAAGACAGAAUGUACAUGAUAUGUUCUCUAAUAAUAAUGGCAGUCCUCUCAAGUUUUAAAUUUUGCUCCAUUUUUCCGGCAGUUAGAUGUGCAAGUGUAUGGUGAUUGUAUUUUGGUAACAGGACAGAACAUAACAUGGAUAUUUGCCAUUUUAAGCUGAUUCUGUUGCUUGUUUGGUUCUGAUAAAGGAAAGGAAAAGAGUUGGGUAUGAAAUGAUUGUGCUGAAGAAAGGCUUUACUUUGUUUUUGGUAACAAACUGAUGAAGUUGACCGUCUUUUACUUAUGUGACUUCAUAUUGUCUUAUGCCUUGAACAGUUGAGCCUUAUCUUGAUUUCAGAAGGCGUAUUUAAUAUUAAGCAGCUAGUGAUGCAAAAAAGAUGUGUGACUAUGACUACCUUGUUUGUCCAUUUUUUGUAGAGAAAAGUAUGGCUCUUUACUUCUUUUUCUUUGUAGCCAAAGUUUCUUUCUUUAUCAUCAGCAAGAAAAGCUUGAGUUCUUUAUGAAAGAAUGGCCCUGGCUAAGACGGUUUUGGACCAUACAUGGUUAUUGCCGAGGGUUGUGACUCGUGAGUCUUGUGAAAUAA